This is a messenger RNA of Epinephelus fuscoguttatus (brown-marbled grouper), 3099 nucleotides long. Its product is annotated as H-2 class I histocompatibility antigen, Q9 alpha chain-like. The transcript has 7 exons. Gene Ontology annotation, cellular component: external side of plasma membrane. Gene Ontology annotation, biological process: immune response. The record is from RefSeq and is a predicted model, not a curated record. Lineage: Eukaryota; Metazoa; Chordata; Actinopteri; Perciformes; Serranidae. The coding region runs from base 139 to 1239 and encodes 366 amino acids.
UGGCUCAGAUGGAGGUCGAUAUCAGUCCCCUCCUCCUUCUUCUUUCCCGCUCUUCAGCCCCGGUGCUCGAGGUGAUGAGUUGGUGUGUGUUUGUGUCAGUAAACAAACAUUAAACUCGGUAUUUUAUCAAAGCUUUAGAUGCGACAACUCACAAUGAAAGCCUGGAUUUAUCUAGGCCUACUUUUCCUGAGCUUACAUGGCGCCUCGGCAAUGACUCACUCUCUGAAGUAUUUCUACACUGCCUCUUCUCAAGUCCCAAACUUCCCAGAGUUUGUGGUUGUUGGGUUGGUUGAUGAAGUUAAAGUGGUUCGUUAUGACAGUAACACCAGGAGAGCAGAACCCAAACAGGACUGGAUGAGCAGAGUCACAGAGGAUGAUCCUCAGUACUGGCAGAGGGAGACUGAGAGCUGUCUGGGUGCCCAGCAGAUCUUCAAAUCCAACAUUGAAAUUGCAAAGCAGCGCUUCAACCAAACUGGAGGUGUCCACAUUGCCCAGGUGAUGUUUGGUUGUGAGUGGGACGAUGAGACUGGAAACAUCAAUGGUUUUAAUCAGCAGGGUUAUGAUGGAGAAGACUUCAUAUCAUUGGACCUGAAGACAGAGACAUGGAUCGCUCCUAAACCACAGGCUGUCAUCACCAAACACAAGUGGGACAAUGACAAAGUUAGGAUAGCACAGUGGAAACACGACCUCACUCAGCGUUGUCCUGACUGGCUGAAGAAGUAUGUGGACUAUGGGAGGAGCUCUCUGCUGAGAAAAGACCUUCCCUCAGUGUCUCUCCUCCAGAAGUCUCCCUCGUCUCCAGUCAGCUGCCACGCUACAGGUUUCUACCCAAACAGAGCCAUGAUGUUCUGGAGGAAAGAUGGAGAGGAGAUUCAUGAGAACGUGGACCAUGGAGAGAUCCUCCCCAACCACGAUGGAUCCUUUCAGAUGAGCAGUGACCUGAACGCUUCAUCAGUCCCACCUGAAGACUGGGAGAAGUACGAGUGUGUGUUCCAGCUCUCUGGUGUGAAGGAGGUCAUCGUCACCAAACUGGACAAAGCAGUGAUCAGGACCAACAGAGAGAAACCCAGUGACGUGACCGUCCCCAUCAUUGCUGCAGUGGUUGUUCUUGCUCUCGUCCUCAUCGCUGUGAUCGGAUACAUCAUUUACAAAAACAGGAAAGCUGAAUGCUCUGAACCUCAGGACAACAACCCUGAGCUCUCUGUGAAACUGAAUCCUGAAGGAAACAACCCUAGAUGAUAAUCACAGCACCCUGCACACAGUUUGUGGACACGUUGUGCACUGGAACAAUGGUCGUCUAUCUGUGUUACUGCUGGUGAUGAAGCAGGAUGAGCUGGACAGGAAAUGGAUGGAUGGAGUUUUGUAUCACUGUGGGAAAUGAUCCUGAUUUGUAUGUCAUUGAUUGGACAAAUAUUUCCAUCUGGACACUAUUACAUCUCUAAAGACCACCCCUGUGUGUGUGCGCGCACACACACACACACACACACACACACAGGGGUGUCAUGCAACCCCAAAAUGUGAGGGGGAACAGUGGAUUGGGUUUGUGCGCUAUGCGCGCGCACAAAUUUUUUGGGGGGAUGCCCUCAAAUCACUUAUUUUGGGCCCCUGCUGCGCAACGCCUUGAGGUUGGAUAGGGCCCAAACUCAAAGCCGACCCCCCCGUCCAGACACACACACACACACACACACACACACACACUUAACGCAUCUACACCUUGCCAUGUAAACUAUUUUGUGUCAGGAGGAAAGGAGUUUUUCUCAAACAAAACCUAGCAGCUAGGAAAAUAUUGCAAACAUAGCUAAGCUUAUUGUAUUGCAGAAAAUAUUUGGCUACACAACUUUAAUACACACAAACGUGAACCCAGGCUGGUUCCCACUACUGACAGCAAAACGUAAUGUGACGUAGAUAACGAUUGCCAAUGUUAUUGGCAACGGCGUGCCAAGGCAAUAAAAAAGGACACAAUCAUACACACUCACCCAUCUUGUUAGGAGGCCUAACGCUGAAACACAGAUACACCAAAAUAAAUCCUGUCCCAAGUUUUUCUGAUACUUCCAUGGAUACUCCCUAGGCUACUAGUAGCUGAUUAGUCAGGCAACCGUUACAGUCCAGACAUUAUAGGCUAACGUUAACCCUUAGGUUAGAUCGCAGUCAUCGCCGGCGAUACCGGGGGGUAAAUCAAAAGGUCGUACUCUUUCGUGUCUAUUUCCGGAACGUAAAAUAACAGCGACGUAAUUCUUUUUUAAUGAAAGCAGGACACUUCAGCCUUUACAUCGAUCCCAUCGGUGUGUUUAUAGCUUACCCGGAAGCCUAGAUGUCAAGCCGGUGAGAUCGGCUGUCCAAUGGGAGACCCGGGUGGCUAAAAUCUAAUGGGAAAGCUGUGAGCGGUCACAUGAUCGGCCAAAGAUCGUUUAUUAUCAAGAUGGUUGCUCUGUUGCUGUGUGUGAUCACUACUAACAGAAAAUCUCCCCUAAAUCCUAAUAAAUAAUGCGCAAAUUACCAUUCAUGCAUUUUAUGCAAGUUACGGCCACUAAAUGGGCCUGAGAUGAAGGAGAUUAUUUAGCAUACAUUUCACUCAAUAUGACCACUGAUCAUAGCUAGAUGGUAAAAUAAAAAAAAAAAAUCAUCCCUCAAAUCUGAAGGGGCACGUGCCCCCUCGGUUUCUAUUGACAUGACGCGUCUGCACACACACACACACACACACACACACACACACGCGUAUUUUCCAGUUGUGUAAAUAGUUUAUUUCUUUAAAACAGAUUUAAAGAUGAUAUUUUGAUUCCAAUGAGUUUAAAGCAAAUAAUUUAUGUCUUUGAGUGUUUUUCUUCAUUAAUCAGGGGUAUGCUGUUGGUUUUUGUUUUAUAAUAUAUAUGUUUUGAUCCGUCAUUAUUUUAGCUGAGAUCCUUAAAGUGCUCUGGGAUGUUUUAAGCUUCUCUGCACACUGAUGGAAAUCUUUUUGUAAAUAUUUCCUGCUAAUAUUUGGGGACAAAAGACAUUUUCUGUCUUAUAAAUAAAGAAAUUGAAUGGCAAUGCUCCAAAUUAUUUCUUGUGUUUUUUUGUACUUAAGUUUUGCUUUUCAAUAAAGUGCCAAAGAUUCCCAAA